Hemiscyllium ocellatum (epaulette shark) is the source of this 1581-nucleotide messenger RNA. RefSeq names its product ATP synthase mitochondrial F1 complex assembly factor 2 (gene atpaf2). The coding region runs from base 145 to 990 and encodes 281 amino acids. NCBI's taxonomy places the organism in Eukaryota, Metazoa, Chordata, Chondrichthyes, Orectolobiformes, Hemiscylliidae. Gene Ontology annotation, cellular component: mitochondrion. The transcript is spliced from 8 exons. Gene Ontology annotation, biological process: mitochondrial proton-transporting ATP synthase complex assembly. The record is from RefSeq and is a predicted model, not a curated record.
GGUGAUAGGUCAGGAAGAUGGCGAUGCCCUGAGGGAGAGUCGUGCUGAAUGUGAGUGUCUUUCGGAGCUCAGUGGCUGAUCAAGUGAGCGACAGCAGCAGCAGCCGCCCCGUUGGUGUGAUUCCUCUGCCGAGGCAGUGGGACGAUGUUGAGCCGUCUCUGGGCCCGGGUCCUCCCUCAGUUCAGGCCUGCGGUUGGUUACCAGGUGAUGGGGAAGACGGUGGAGUGGCGGCGGCGGUACCCAGCAGCAGAGCGCAAGAGAUUUUAUCAGGAUGUUAGCAUUUCUCAAGGGGAAGGAGGAGCAUUUGAGAUAAACCUGGAUCGUAGAAAACUGAAGACACCUCAGGGAAAGUUGUUCACAGUCCCCAGUGAAGCUCUGGCAAUAGCUGUCGCCACAGAAUGGGACUCUCAGCGAGACACGUUGCAGUUCUUCACCAUGCAUCUGACAACCUUAUGCAACACUGCACUGGAUAAUCCCACACAAAGAACAAAAGAACAGUUGAUUAGGGCAGCUCUCAAAUACCUGGAUACAGAUACUGUCUGUUACAGAGUGGAGGAGCCAUCUGGCUUAGUAGAGCUCCAGAGAAAUGAAUGGGAUCCAGUCAUCAAAUGGAUAGAGAACAGAUAUAAUGUUGUGAUUGGCACUUCUACAAGUAUAUUGGGACCAAACAUCCCAAAGGAAACUAAGCAGACGUUUGAGCAGCACCUCUCCUCUUACAAUUUCUGGGCACUUGUAGGUCUGGAAUAUGUCAUCCAUCAGUUGAAAUCAGUUGUUCUUUCAUUAAAUCUAAUUGACCGAAACUUGGAUGUGGAGAGAGCUGUUUUGCUGUCUCGACUUGAGGAACAAUAUCAGAUUGAAAUGUGGGGAAAUAUUGAAUGGGCACAUGACUAUGAACUGUAUGAGCUUCGAUCACGCACAGCUGCUGGAACCUUGUUUGUCCAUCUGUGUUCAGAGAGUUCUACUGUCAAACACAAGUUACUGCAGGACUAAAGCAACCAAUUGUCUGUUCAGUCUUGGGUGGAUAGUUGAAAAUCUACGAUUAAAUACAAAAUAAUAAAAUGUGGUCUUUCUGUUUGAACAGCCCUAUUUGUUAAGAAUUUUUCAAGUUAAAGAAUUGUCUUUUUUUUAAAGAAAAACUGCUUGUAUUUAAUUAAAUUACUGAUUCCAUGAAAAUUUGGGGAUUAAUGAUUUGAUUUAUGUUGUAAAAACUAAACCCUAAUAUGUUGUUGUGGUUCUGUUUGCCGAGCUGGAAGUUUUUGUUGCAAACGUUUCGUCCCCUGGCUAGGCGACAUUAUCAGUGCUCUGGAGCCUCCUGCGAAGCGCUUCUUUGAUGUUUCUUCCGGUAUUUAUAGUGGUCUGUCCUUACCACUUCCGGGUGUCAGUUUGUAGGAACCGGAGUUGUUCAUAUGUGGCGCUUAGGUGGUUAGCGCAGGAUUCCCAUUUCCUGGCUUGUCUCAGCGUCUCUCGCCCGUAAGUGUUCAAGGUUUGUGCGAAGAUUUGUAGCUCGGGUGCUCGUUGUGGUUCUGUUCGCCGACACUGACACCCGGAAGCGGCAUGGACAGACCACUAUAAAUACCAGAA